Messenger RNA from Periophthalmus magnuspinnatus, 3309 nucleotides. RefSeq names its product FH2 domain containing 1 (gene fhdc1). Bases 1 to 3309 code for a protein of 1102 amino acids. The transcript is spliced from 11 exons. Lineage: Eukaryota; Metazoa; Chordata; Actinopteri; Gobiiformes; Gobiidae. The record is from RefSeq and is a predicted model, not a curated record.
AUGAGUGUCCCAUGCACGCCUUUGGACCCAGAGAGCAGCAGUGAGGCCAGCAGCAGCUCCACCUCCAUCACCACCACCUCAGACUCUUCCAAACAUGCCGCUCCGCCAGCCCCGCCCCUGCCUCCGCCCCCGCCGCCCGGAGCCCCACCCCCUCCACCGUUCCUGGGCAACCAAGUCGGCCGGAAGAAGCGGCGCGUGCGGAGCUUUUUCUGGAAGCCCAUCCCAGAGGAGAAGGUGCGGGGGAAACCCAACAUCUGGACCAUGGCGGUGCAGCAGCAGCAGUUCCACAUCGACGUGCGCUCGGUGGAGGAGCUGUUUGGCCAGCAGGAGGCAACAGAGAGCAGGGGGCUGACCACCACCCCCGGGGCCUCCACACAGGUGUCCAGGGUCCGAUCCUUCAAGGAGAGCACCAGAGAGGAGGUCAGCAUCCUGGACUCAAAGAGAGGGAUGAACGUGGGCAUCUUCCUCAAGCAGUUCAAGAAGUCUAAUCGCGCCAUUGUGGAGGACAUUCGCCGAGGGGAGGGUCAAACGUACGGUGCAGAGCUGCUCAAAGACCUGCUGAAACUGCUUCCGGAUGCAGACGAGGUGAAGAAGCUCCAGUCAUUCAAAGGUGACCCGGACAAGCUGGCACUGGUGGACUCCUUUAUGUACCUGCUGAUCCAGGUGCCGCGGUUCGAGCUGCGGAUCGAGGCCAUGGUUUUGCGUGAAGAGUUCUUUCCGUCCUGUGCAGUGAUGAGCAACGAGAUCAACAUCAUCCAUGUGGCCACUAAAGAGCUUAUGGGCUGUGUGGAGCUUCAUGCCAUUCUCCAUCUGGUGCUGCAGGCCGGGAACAUCAUGAACGCUGGUGGAUACGCUGGGAACGCCGUGGGAUUCAAACUGUCCUCUCUGCUCUCGUUAGCAGACACCAAAGCUAACAAGCCCGGCAUGAACCUGCUGCAUUUUGUGGCUCUGGAGGCAAAGAAGAAAGAUGAGAAUCUGCUCAGGUUUCCAGAGAAGCUCCAGGACGUCCAGAGUGCAGCCAGGAUCUCGGUGGAGAACAUAGAGACAGAGUUCUCCUCUCUGUACGUCCGCAUCAGAACUCUGGAGGAGAAGGUUCAGGGAGACCAGGAUCUCCAGCAGCAGCUCCAGCCCUUUCUCAAGAGUGCGGCCCAGACUCUGCAGGAUCUGAAGAAGAGGAGACUGGAGCUGCGUAAAGAGGGAAACGGCCUCAUCGACUUCUUCUGCGAGGACAAGGACACGUUCAAACUGGACGAGUGCUUCAGGAUCUUCCAGGACUUCUGCCACAAGUUUAAGAAGGCAGUCAAGGACAACACAGAGCGCGAGCUGAAGGAGGCGGCUCGUCAGCGCCGCCUGCGGGAGCUGGAGGAGCGUCGCAGCGCCUGGUCCGGUCCUGACCAGAGCGGAGGCUUCGGACGCAGCAGCAGCGAGACCGAUGUGGAUAUGCUGACCAAGGACGGCCUAUUGGAGUUCUUACACCGCUCCCAGAGCCCUCACAACCCCCUGAGCCGCUCCACCAGUGCCCGUCGCCACCGCCACACCAUGACCAGCAUAGCAGACCGGCAGCUGCAAGGCUACAUGGACGUCUUUGUGCGCAAUGACAACGACUGUUCUAAGUUCAACAGCCUACCGCGCUCAGGGAGACCUCACCAGAGAAGAACCGCUCCAUGGAUGCCAGCCCAAGAUGACAACCGAGAGCUGGGCUGGGACAGACGCACAGACACAGAGCCAGUUAGCCCGCUUGCUAGGUGUUCCACCUCCGGGCUAAAUGACAACACAGACUUUUACAGUAACAAUAAUCAGUACUCCUCUGUGUCGGAGGGCAGCGCCUUGCCACGGCCAUUUUGUGUCUUUCCAAAUGCCGCACAAGUCCCCAACACAAAUGUUUCCGGACUGAUGAACGUGAGUGUAGAGAAACACACUUUAGUCCAGGGGCCGCGGUCGUUUGAGCUGCCCAGCCCCAACGACAACAGCAACCAAAUGCCCUUUGUAAGACCAGAGGAUAGAGUUGUGACCACCUUUGAACGUGACAAUCCUGAAGUGUAUGUGGACUCCGGAGAUAAAACCAUCCAAAAACCCCCAACGGCAGCUAUGGAAGAGGAGUCCCAUCCUCUUCAAAAAUCUGGAUCGUUUGCAAAGGAAAACGAGGAGUUUGACAGUACGAUUUCAUCUACAACGUGUGACACAAACCUUCCCCUGGACCCCUCUGUAUCCAACAAGACGCCCGCGUUUUACAUUAUAGACUGCACCGAAACAGACUGCUCAGUUACACUGGAUUACUCUGAAACAGACCUAUUCAGAACAGGCAAAAACCAAGAACAAAAUCCCAGUUCUGUGUCGUCAAACCUAGAAUCUCCAAAUGAGCUGUCAACUAGCGACACCUCUGCACCAAACCGUGUGGAUUUCGAUGCUAGCUUUGUUAGCCAAACAGAGGAGUGGGACACGGAAAGUGCAGAAACAGCAGAGGGCAAGCAAGGCACCGAGAAAGAAACACAAAUAGCCAGUAAGAAGCAAGCUAAAGGUAAAGUUGCUAAAUCUAGCAAGAAUAGCGCAGCUGGCCGUGGUGUCCGAACGCUAACUAGCAAUGAAACUCAGGGUAUGAGGAGAGUGGUGCCGAUUAGCAAGCAAACAAGAUCUGGAAGCAGCAGAAGAGCAGAUAGACAAACAGAAAAUACAGAAACGCGCAGAACGCUGAGAGAUCAAAGCACGCCAGCGAGAGGCCGGAGUGAGAAGGCUACGAGAACACCGCGGCACUCUAGCAUGCCGCCUGACGAGUCCAAAGCUCAAAGAGGUCUUACCGGAUCUGCGUCACGAUGGACCAGAGAGUCCACACCCAGGAAAGCUAACACCCACAAACCAAGUGCUAAACCGCUGCGCAAUAUUCCCAAACCGGAAGAAAAAAUGUGUAGGUCAACAAUGAGAGCGUUAGCACAAGCUCAACCACAAGCUAAUUCUGAAAACUAUAGCCCAAACACAGCUAAGAGUGUGUCGGAAGUACCAAGUUUUGCACGGAACACAGUGGCAUUUUCUUCGAGGAGCAAGAAGGAGCCCUCAACACCAUCCCGUACGCCAUCUGUUCUAGCAAAACAGGCUAAACAGAACAAGCCCACAUCCUCAGAGGAGCGCCCCCAAGCUGCAGGACUGAGAAGAGUGCAAAGUGUGAAAGCAGCCAGUCGUAGCUCAUACCGAAGUGAGACCCCGCCCCCUCCAGCUUCACGAGAGGACCAGCGCAAGGCGAGUAGUUUUUCAGAAAAGUCCAUUGCAACCAAAGACUUGGUGACCGGCCGCAGCCCGAAACCCAGCUGGAAGUGA